This is a messenger RNA of Arachis stenosperma, 768 nucleotides long. Its product is annotated as transcription factor bHLH162-like. Gene Ontology annotation, biological process: regulation of transcription by RNA polymerase II. Gene Ontology annotation, cellular component: RNA polymerase II transcription regulator complex. NCBI's taxonomy places the organism in Eukaryota, Viridiplantae, Streptophyta, Magnoliopsida, Fabales, Fabaceae. Bases 70 to 726 code for a protein of 218 amino acids. Gene Ontology annotation, molecular function: RNA polymerase II transcription regulatory region sequence-specific DNA binding; protein dimerization activity; DNA-binding transcription factor activity, RNA polymerase II-specific. The transcript is spliced from 3 exons. The record is from RefSeq and is a predicted model, not a curated record.
CCUACCUUCUAGUCUUUUAGAUUAUAAUUAGGGUAACCCUAGACAAUAAACAACCCAAAAAAAAAAUCAAUGAAUCAAUUGGGAAGUAGAAGUCAAGCUUCUCCAUCUUCAACAAACAAGAAGAAGAUUGAGAGAAGGGUCAUUGAGAAAAACAGAAGGAACCACAUGAAGAUGCUCUACUCCAAACUCAACUCUCUUCUCCCUAGGCCCAAGGAACCGUUGCCAUUGCCUGAUCAAGUGGACAAGGCCAUAAAUUACAUAAAGAGCUUAGAGGAGAAGGUGAAGAUGGCUAAGGAAAAGAGAGAGAGGUCGUUGGGAAUUGGAAUCCGAAGAAAGAGGACGCGUGGUGAUUGCAGCGGUGUUGAUCGCCAGAAACCGCCACAACUUGAGGUUCAUGAAAUAGGUUCGUGUGUUGAAAUUGAAAUGACAUGUGGAUUAGAUACUCAGUUCAUAUUCUAUGAAAUCAUUCUUAUUCUGAAUGAAGAGAAUAUUGAUGUCAAGAGUGUCAAUUCCUCACUCAUCGAGAAUUCCAUGUACCAUGUUGUUCGUGCAGAGAUUUUACCGUCUUUGCUUCAAUUCGGUGUGACUAAAGUAAGUGAGAGAUUGAAAAGGUUUGUGAAUGAACCAACCAGUGAAAUUGAAUUACAAUCUGAUUAUCAGUUGUUGGAUUUUGAGAUUAAUACUGAUGAAUUAGCGGAGCUUUUAGGUUUUUUAGAAGAGAAAUAAUAGGAUUUAGAAAGAAUACUUUUUAUCAAUAUUAGAUUAUUA